UUUGGGGGGGGGGGGUCUCCACGUUUUUUUCUUUUACUUUUGACAUAUUAUCAAUGUCAUUAAACCGGUCAAACGCAGUCUGUAUCAUCCCUGAGUGUUUAUUCGCAGUUCGUUCUCAGGUGAACCUUUCCGACUGAGCUGCUAUUUCCCCGAAGCCGAAUGGAUCUUGUGACCUAAGAGCCGACACUCCGUUCAAGAUGGCCGUCUUGAGUGAAGAAUUUACACCUCUCCUGUGAAACUAAUCCAACAGUUAGCUAUCUUGGCAAGUUUAGUUCCGUGUUUAGAAAAUGGCACAUCGACAGUGUCCUUGCUUGCUCCCGUUUUAAACCGGAACUGCUGAGGUCAUGGAGUAAACCCGUCCAGGAACCAGGAGCGAUCCAGGGCCCUCUGCUGUAGCCCAGGAUGGACAGCUUCUUCAAGGCAGCCGUUUGUGAUCUGGACAAAGUUCUUGAUGACUUCGAGCUCAAUUCAGAGGAACUUGAAUGCAAGCCUGUUUUCCUGAAGCCCCCUGUCUACCCGUUCUCCUCAUUGGGCCCUCAGGGUUCCUCCUCAGAGGUCUCCAGUACCCCAAUAAGCCUCCCAGACCUCAAUUCUCUUCACUAUGGCUCUGCAAGAAGCUGUUCCGACAGCCCCGGUGGCCACCUCCAUGGCGCCGACAGUAGUGAGGUGAGAGGUCAGCCCCUGACCGGCGUCGACCUUCUGUCUUCUGUGGACCGCAGACCUACGAAAAGCUCGGCGCCCCCUUGCCCGGACAGAACUCUGAAGCCAGUUUGUGACCUCGUAAACGACGCGAGCUCGGCCAUCUUGGUACGGACCAACAGCCACGAUGCAUUCAGGGAGCUGGACGCGGCUGAACAGCAGAUGGAGGAGGAGAAGGAGGCGCUGCUUGUGGACUUCGACACCCCUGAGGUCGCAGAGGUGGGGGCAGGGCUCAACUUGAACAGUGUUACGGAGGAGCAAGCUUCUGCAGGGACAGAUGAGUUGCAUCAGCAGAGCGGCGGUUACUCUGCUUCACUCAGUUUGUUGGACAUUAUUUUCCCUGCAGCAGUGGAGAAAAACUCAGAGCUCAUCGAUGAGUCACAGUCGAGAACCGUAGAGUCUGCUGAUGAAGAUAAGAAGGAGAGCGAAGAAGUCUUCUCAUCAGAGCAACCGGUGGAGAAUUCCUUGAGCCUCCAUGAAACCGAGCGUACAGAAUCCACUAAACAAGCGACUUUAUCAAACGAAGAGCCUUCAUUGGAUAAGAUGUUGGAUGAAGGUGUAGCUGAGUCUACUGAAGGGUUGAUGCAUGAAUCAAAUGGCGAACCAGUCAGCUUAUCAUGCCUGCCGAUAGCCGUGUCAAUGUGUGGCGCUCUGGUGAAGUCAAAUACCUCAGAAGACGAUUUAGAGGCAGCGGCAGAGCGUCGUGACGGGGCAGCAGCGUCUGAGGACGCAGAGACGGAGUCGCCGUUGGCUCUGGAACCAAAGGAUGACGCCAGAGACUCCACUAGGGAUGACGACCCCUAUGAUUCAGAGCAGAUUCCAGAGCGCAGGCCAUCUCCAGAGGGCCAACAUGGCUCCCUAGAAUCUACCAUUCCCGCAGAACUCCCCACCUCUGACCAUUUGGAGUCCAGUCCGGUCGAUCCCCCUGAGUUCGGUUUUGAGUAUCUACCUGAGAGCGACCAGGCUGAACUGCUGGUCACGGAUGAAGAGUUGGACGCUUUCCUUCAGGCGCAUGCCGAAGCGGAGCAGGGUGCAGGGGUUUCUUUCUGCAGCAGCUCCGGAGAUUACACCGAACCAAAGUGUCUCUCAGAGUCGGGCCAAGAUCUAGAAGAAGAGCAGAUUGAGAAAGGACAACAAAGCUGCAGUCAGGAUGGACAGGAAGACCUGGAGGAACUGGCCUCUCCAGAAAGUUGCAGAACAACUGCUGCUACAUCAGUAUUACAAGACUCUUAUAGACCUUGCCAGGAAGACUCCUCUGGAGUCAGCUAUUCUUUAACCAGCAACACUUCCCUGUCCCAGCACAGAAGUAGCUCCGAUCAGCAACACUCCUAUGGAGGUGCGAGACCAAAACAGCCACACAGCCAAACUACUAGACCUCCACCUGCCGGAGAAGAAGGGGUGGAGCUUGAUGCCUCUCCAACACCAGAAGACGAGGAGAGCCCAAGUCCUAUAGAGGAGCACUCCAGAUUCAGGGAUUCCAACUCCAGCAUCGCCUCUCAGAACCAUCAGGAUUUCUCCAUGGGGUUUGAUGAACUCUCAGAGCCGCCUCCUUACCCCGGGGAGGAACCAGCAGCUGUUGCUAGAUCAACAAGCUGGAAGAGGGACGGCAUUGAGGAGCUGGGGAGCAGACAGCCGGAGUGGGUGCCAGACGCUGAAGCUCCCAACUGUAUGAAGUGCAAGCAGAGGUUCACUUUCACCAAGAGGCGGCAUCACUGUCGAGCCUGUGGGAAGGUGUACUGCGCUGGGUGCUGCAACAGAAAGUGUAAGCUGAAGUACCUCGAUAAGGAGGCUCGAGUGUGCGUCCUCUGCUUUGAUACCAUACACAAAGCCCAGGCCCUGGAGCGGAUGAUGAGUCCCACGGGCCCGAGCCCAAACCCCAACGUCCCGUCUGAGUACUGCAGCACCAUUCCCCCUCUGCAGCAGGCUCGCGCGGCCGGAACGCUGAACUCUCCUCCGCCCACUGUCAUGGUCCCCGUCUCUGUUCUCAAACACCCCAACAAUGACGCUUGUCCACGUGAGCAAAAGCGCGUUUGGUUUGCUGAUGGUAUCUUACCCAACGGGGAGGUGGCCGACACGGCCAGGCUGUCGGUGACGAGCCGCAGGAGCUCACAGGAGUUCAGUCCAGACCCGGAAACCUCUGGCUCAGCUGGGUUGGACCCUGGAGAUGGGGCCCCAUCCGUCCCUGAAGCCCCUGUAGUCGUGCCGGUGGAGCGAGCUCCGGUGUCUGGACCCUGGGAUUACGGGUUGCUUUCUGGAAUUGGUUCUUCAGUGACGAGGGUUCCCAGUCUGCUACCAGACAGUCAGGAUGAGCUGCCUCCUCUGCUCAUCACCACCGGAGAAGAUGACGGAGAAGAUGUUUUGGUAGAGGAGAGUCCAGCUCCCUGUCAGAUCCGACACCUGUUGGAGGAAGGAGGUCCGCGUCCGCUGACCUUCGUUCUGAAUGCCAACCUCCUUGUAAACGUCAAACUGGUUACCUACGGCGGCAGGCAGUGCUGGUGCGUCGGCUCUAAUGGACUGCAGGCUCUGGGACAGAAAGAGUUGGUGUUUCUGUUGGAGUGUUUGUCAGGAGAAAAAGCGCUUCCAAGAGACCUCUUCUCACUUUAUCUCAGCGUUUACCAGGAUGCCCAGAAAGGGAAGUUUGUGGAGGAGCUGGAUAACAUUACUUUCACAAGCAGCUUCCUGGACAGCAAAGAUCAUGCAGGAAUGCUGUUCUUCUCCCCCAGCUGUCAGUCUCUGGACGGCCUCACGCUUCCUCCACAGCCGUUCCUGUUUGGCCUGCUCGUCCAGAAACUGGAGGUUCCCUGGGCCAAAGUCUUCCCACUCAGGCUGCUGCUACGGCUCGGAGCCGAAUACGACAUGUAUCCAACGAUGCUCGUAAGUGUUCGUUUUCGGGACUCUGUGUAUCGAGAGACGGGACACACCAUUAUGAAUUUACUGGCUGACCUGAGGAACUACCAGUACAGCCUGCCAGUGGUGGAAGGCCUGAGGAUCCACAUGGAGAUGGGACACAGCUACAUUGAGAUCCCCAAGGCUAGCUUUAGCGAGAUGCAGAAGGUGGUGAAUUCCUCCAAUGAGCAUGUCAUCAGCAUCGGAGCGAGCUUCAGCCAGGAGGCCGACUCACACCUGGUGUGUUUCCAGAACGAAGAGGGAAACUAUCAGACUCAAGCCAACAGCAAGCCAGGGAAGACUCGCACAGUGACUGGAGCCAGCUUUGUGGUGUUUAAUGGAGCGCUGAAAGCCUCGUCAGGUUUUAUCGCCAAGUCCAGCAUCGUCGAAGAUGGGUUGAUGGUUCAGAUCCCACCGGAGACCAUGGAGUCUUUGCGCUCCGCCCUGAGGGAACAGACAGACUUCCACAUCCCCUGUGGGAAGAACGACGGCGGAGAGGUCCGAGAGAACGUCACGGUCCGCUGGGUCGACUGGACCUCUCCCGUCAACUCUGGUAAAACCAGUGGGGUUGAUGGGAGGCCUCUGGAUGGUGUCCCCAGCGUCAGAAUGCAGCAGGAUGCCGAGUUUGAGUCUGACAGCUGCUCCAUUAGAUGCACUGAGGUCUUCUACCAGCCGAAGGCUCCAGACUGCAGCCUGGCGUCCGUGCUGUYGUCCUGCAGCAUGUUUCAGAAGGAGAUCGCCAUGGCGACCUGCAGCGCUCUGGCUCCUCACCUUUCAGUUCUGACCGCAGGCGGCAUCAACUCCCUCUGGCUUCGCAUCUCCACUCAGACUGACAUGGUGGAGUACCAGGCGGGGUCCGGAGGCCGGCUCCUCCCCCAGCGCUACAUGAACGAGAUGGACAGCGCUCUGAUUCCCGUCAUUCACGGAGGGAGUGCCAGCGUACCGCAGACGGCCAUGGACAUGGAGUUGGUCUUCUACAUCACACACACUUUCCAGUGAACAAAAACRAAACACCACCCACUCAAAGUAUUAAAAACAGAAAAUAAACAWACAAAAAAAURUAGACCCCUAAAGAGGAUGGAUGUAUUUCUAGUGGGAUGCAAACUUUAUAAAAAAAUGGAUUUCUGUCAUCACCAAAGCUGCUACGCCAAACACUAAACACAAGAAAACAAGAAACAUGGCAGCAAACCGCUCUGAUCAUCUCUGCCUUCCUGGCUCUCUGGGAGCUCCUCUGUGAAUGUCACUACUUCUCAAAAAAAAAAAAAAAUCAUCUGGAUGUAUUCAUCGUUUAAAACUGGCUAACUGAAUGAACUGACGGCAAAGAAGCCACCAGGUGCUGAUGUUCUUSUGAAGGCAUUCURGAAGGAUGAAGAAUCUGCUAAAACACAGAAACACAACUUCUUUCUGUCCACAUCGGGACUUUUUUGUCUUGUAUUUCGUUUUUCUCAUUUAAAGUAUUUAUUUUUCAGAUUUUCCGUUAACACACUUGCUUAUGGUCACUGUUUAUUCCCCUCAGCGCAMCAGAGAAUAAUACAUUAACAUAGUUUGAAUUAAAAUCUCACCAAAAUCAAGGCAAAAAAAAAAAGAAGCAUGUGUUUCACAGCAGCAUAUUCAGAGAAACAAAACCAGGAAGAAAUGCUACCAUUUAACACAAGUCGCAUUCUACCAGCUCAGGUUCAGUUCUACUUAUGGAGACUUUUUCCUUUUAGUCUAUGGAGUUUAUUCAUUUGUUUGGAAACACAAACAAAGUAUUUUUUUUUAUUAAAAACAUGGAAUGUUGGGUUGGAAAAWUACWGCGCCACCUGGGAAACAUGA
Poecilia reticulata (guppy) is the source of this 5400-nucleotide messenger RNA. RefSeq names its product zinc finger, FYVE domain containing 16 (gene zfyve16). Gene Ontology annotation, biological process: endosomal transport. Lineage: Eukaryota; Metazoa; Chordata; Actinopteri; Cyprinodontiformes; Poeciliidae. The record is from RefSeq and is a predicted model, not a curated record. Gene Ontology annotation, cellular component: early endosome membrane. Gene Ontology annotation, molecular function: metal ion binding.